GUGAGGGCAGAAGAGGAGGGUUGGGUUGUGUUUUUAAAGGUUGGUUUGGAUACUUAGGGUGUGGUGGUUUUGGCCAGGGUUGGGGUUCGGCCUCAAGGUGGGGAAGGAUCCAAGGACAUUAUGGUUAGGUCAUGAUUUUUAAUGGUGAUAAAUUCACUCCAAAAAGGAUCAUAACACUUGGCCAUUAUUCCGUUGAUUUGUUUAAGGACUUUAGAGUCGUUGGUGGUUACUCGGGGUAUAUCAGAAUCACUUUGUUCAUCGCGCUCCCCCUCAUCCAAGGUUUUUGUCAAGUACACCAAAGCCUUCGGGUUACUGUCAUCAGCACCUCUGCCAACAAAAAACAAGAGUCCAUAGAACGUUUUGGUGUUGAUUGCUUCUUGAUCAGUUGUGACCCUGAACAAAUGCGGAAAAAAGGCUAUAAUGAGCACACUUAAUGGGAUAAUAUACACAGUUUGAACAGUUCAUCCUCUUAUGCCACUACUAAGCUUAUUGAAGACCAAUGGUAAGCUUGUAUUGGUUGGUCUCCCGGAGAAACUCCUUGACUUGUUGGCAUUUUCCUUGAUCAUGGGUAUGUAAUAUUAGCCACACUUCCAUUCACGUGUUGUACAUAUCUCUGCUCUGCUUUGGCAUUGAUCUAAAAUGAACUAAAUGACAUUAAUUUCAUGUUUUGAUUGUGGAUUGCUGGAAGAAAAUUGGUUGCAGGAAGUGGCAUUGCUGGAAUAAAUUUAAGGAGACUCAAGCCAACAUAACAUCACGCCCGAUGUUGAGAUUGUGCCGAUGGACUAUGUCAACACCGCCAUGGAACGCCUAGCCAAAGCCGACGUGAAAUACAGAUUCGAAUUGGAUUUUUCCGCAGAGAAAUAAGAUGGAUUGAAAAGGCAGGCAUGUAGAAUAUGCAAAUUGUAAGGAAGAUGAUGUAAAUAUUAAAUUAAUAGAUGUUUAUAGUAUUUUAAAUAGCCUAACUCGCGUCCAAACUUUACCCGUUUGAGAGUAAAGCGGUCAUGGGUUCUUCCUCUAGAAAUCUCUAUGCAGGAAUUGGAGAAGGUCAAUCAACUUCUAGGCCACCACUCUUUGAUGGCACCAACUACUCCUAUUGGAAGGAACGGAUCAGAAUCUAUAUCCGUUCCACCAACUUCCAAUUAUGGUUGGUCAUCAAAAACGGAGAGCAAAUCCCUAUGAAGAAAGUAGGAGAAACCACAGUCCCAAAAACCCAGGACGAGUUUGAUGCUGAGGACAUCAAGAAGGUUGAAAACUACGCAAAAGCUAUCAACAUGCUUUACUGUGCAGUUAACCCCGAUGACUACCGGAAAAUCUCCUGCUGCACAAUCGCCAAGGAGAUGUGGGACAAACUUGAAGUGACGUACGAAGGUACCGAUCAAGUUCGUGAAGCCAAGAUCGAUUUUCUCACCCAAGAGUACGAAAUGUUCCGAAUGAAAGAAGGUGAGAAAAUCGAUGACAUGUUCGACCGGUUCUCAAAGAUCAUCAACGAUCUUCAUGCUCUCAAAAAGACUUACGCCAACAAGGAUCUCGUGAGGAAAAUCCUGUGGAGUCUCACACCCGAAUGGAGGUCAAAAGCCGAUGCAAUCUAUGAAGCCAUUGGAGUCUCAAAUGUCACCAUCGACGAGCUAAGAGGUAAUUUCAAAACUUAUGAAUCUACUAUUCUAACCCUGUCUUUGGAUGAGCAAAAGAAGAAAGGAAUAGCGCUCAAAGAAACCAAGGAGACUGUGGAAGAAGUCUCAAGUGAUGACGACAAUGAGUUCGGACUUUUCAUCAAGAAAUUCCACAAAUUCAUGAAGAAGGAAUUUGAACGGAAAGGAAGAAAGCACGACGGUCCCCGAAAGUGCUAUGGCUGUGGCGAGAUAGGCCACAUCAAGCCAAGAUGUCCAAAAGGCAAAAGCGGCAAGGACAAACCUGGCUUCAAAAAGCAACGAGCCUAUAUCUCAUGGGGUGGUGACUCUGGCGACGAGUCAACUGAUCAAGAAGAGGAGGAAGCCGCCAACCUCUGCCUCAUGGCACACGAAGAUCAAACCGACGACGCUCAAGAGGUAUGUACCAUUUCUUCCGACUCUUAUACUUUUGAAGAAAUGCAAGAAGCACUUCAUGAGCUUUAUGAUGAAUUUGUUAGCGCUUCUAAAACCAACAAAUCUUUAAAGAAACGUCUUUCAACUCUUGAAAGUGAUUUUGAAAAACUGGAAAAGGAUAAUGAAAGGUUGAAACAAGAAAAUAAAUUUUAUGGUAAAAGAAGUGCUGAUAAACCAGAAAGCUCCUCAAGUGAAUGUGAAACUUGCAAAACUUUAAAAGAAAAGGUUGCAAAACUUGAGAGUACUUUAAGGGGUGAUUUGCACAAUUUGUGGGAUUUGAUUAAAUUUGGAUCUGCUGAAAUUCACCCAGACAGCGCUGUCCUAGGCUUGGACAUCGCUGUUCUAGGCUUGGAUUUUGAAAAUUGGGAAGCAACGGUCAUGCCAACAGCGAUAUCCAAAAACCCUACAUCGCUGUUUUGGCUGUUGACUUCCAAACAAGGAAAGUUUUAGCCUUAAAUUUCUUCCAACGGUCAG
Molecule: messenger RNA, 2555 nt
Organism: Cuscuta campestris
Lineage: Eukaryota; Viridiplantae; Streptophyta; Magnoliopsida; Solanales; Convolvulaceae
Source: the annotation of a GenBank genome assembly